Zasmidium cellare ATCC 36951 is the source of this 1605-nucleotide messenger RNA. RefSeq lists its product as uncharacterized. Gene Ontology annotation, molecular function: acyltransferase activity, transferring groups other than amino-acyl groups. The transcript has 3 exons. The coding region runs from base 1 to 1605 and encodes 534 amino acids. NCBI's taxonomy places the organism in Eukaryota, Fungi, Ascomycota, Dothideomycetes, Mycosphaerellales, Mycosphaerellaceae. The record is from RefSeq and is a predicted model, not a curated record.
AUGGAGCAGCCGCACCGCCUGGACCAUAUAAAAUCAAUUCUCCGUGACAACAUCAUAGCAGGGGGUUUCUCAGCAGCCAUAGCCUCGAACAACUCAACCCCUAUCCAAAUCCACUCCGGCCACGCCAACAUCGCCCAAAACGAGCCCCUCACCUCAACCCACCUUUUCGGCAUCGGCAGCAUAACAAAAGUCUUCAUCGCGGUCGUCAUCUUCCAACUAGUCGAAGAAAACAGACUAUCAUUGACCGAUACCGUUUCCGAAUACCUCUCAGAUAAAUUUCUGCACGAUAUCGACAAUGCCGCCUCAGCCACGAUUGCACAACUUCUAAGCCACGAAGCCGGUGUCGACAGCUGGGAAGACGACCCGAAAUGGAUCGUCGACGGACGAGGCGCGAACAUCAACGUCAAGCGCCUUUGGGGGAAGAGCGAUACAUUGGAGUACGUGCGACGGCCGAGGAGGACGGCGCCUGAGCAAGGCAAUUGGUAUUAUUCGAAUAAGAAUUAUACACUUCUUGGACUUAUAAUCGAGAAGAUUACGAACAACACCGCGGAAGGAGAGAUGGUGGCGGGUCGGAACCAUUAUGCGACGAAGCAGUUUCAUGAGAGAGCUGGUGUGAGUCCUGAGUUUCCGUUCGUACUUCCGGAUAUUUUCGAUGCUACGGGGUCGAAUCUGUCUGUCUCCUGGACGGCGGGUGGCAUGAUGUCGUCGACUUCCGAUUUCUGCAAGUUCGCUCUCGCCCUGCGGGAUGGACGACUUCUCGAGCCAAGGUCUUGGAAAAUCAUGCGAGGUUGGAGGACAACGACUAUCGAAGGUCAUGAGAUGGGUCAUGGCAUAUUCAGAAUGACGCUCCCAGGAAAAGGAAGCUGGCUAGGCCAUUCAGGCGGAGUUUUGGGCUUCUCAACUGGCUUGUGGUGGAAAGAAGACGAAGACUGUGUGGUUUGCGUAAUGGGAAACUGCGGGACUGUUCACGCCGGAAAAGUCGACCGCGAUGUCAACGAAACAACAAUGUCGUCGUCGACUUUGUCCCGGACGAUAUCCACACCUCGACUAACCAUACGCCUGACUGACCCGGACAAUGAGGAAGAUUGCAAGGUGAUUCUCACCUUCUACGACCCAGUCACUCGUCCAGAUAUGCAAACACCUUCAGACAUCCCCAAGAAAUCCGAAGCCAACAUGAUAAAGCCGGAUCUCUGCACCCUCGCAGUCCCACCAAAAGGCGUCUUCCACCUCAUCUUCGUCAACGACUCCCCCGACACCAGUCCCAUCGGCUUCAUCGGCUUCAGCUGCCGCCCGAACUGGCCAUGCUCCGAUUUAGGCUACAAACUGCUCCCUGCCUGUCGAGGGAAAGGCUAUGCCUCCGAAGCCGGCAAAGCAGUCCUAUCGUUCUGGCGGGAUGAAGUUGGUGUCAAGGAGAUCUGUGCGCCGAUUGGGGUGGCGAAUGUGGCAAGUCAGCGGGUCGCGGAGAACAUUGGGUUUGUGAGGGAUAGAGAAUUUCAUGGCAACGGAGAGGGAUGGAAGAAGGCUGGGGGUGAUGAAGGGGAGGUAGCCUAUGUGUUGCCAGGGAUGGAAGGGAGGAUUGACUGGGAUAGCAUGGAGUUGGAGUAA